Pisolithus orientalis is the source of this 513-nucleotide messenger RNA. RefSeq lists its product as uncharacterized. The record is from RefSeq and is a predicted model, not a curated record. Lineage: Eukaryota; Fungi; Basidiomycota; Agaricomycetes; Boletales; Pisolithaceae. The transcript has a single exon. The coding region runs from base 1 to 513 and encodes 170 amino acids.
AUGUCUGCCAUUCACAGUACUCUCACAUAUGCCAAUGGCACUCAUUACAUCGAUGUCAUUGACUCCAAGACAUCAACUGCUAUCUCCCCACUGUUUCAAUUCCACACCACAGCAGUGAUGAAUUUCAUCAGCACUGACACCAUCUUUUGCAAAUAUCCCAACCAGACAUUCCAUCACCAUGUGCUGAUCAACCCACAUCCCAUUUAUUAUGGCUCAAUUGGCUUCAAAACCAUGGCAGCCCUGCAGAAAUACAGCACAUGUGGUUUCAAGUUUGGCAGCCAUGAAGAGUAUCACCAUUUGCCUUACAGUUGCAGGUGUAUGCCCUGCAAUUUGACUGAUGGUGGCUGUCUAUGGCUUCAAAUGUCUAAUCUCCAUCACAAUGUUGUGAAGCCCACUGAUGUCCUCAAGUGCUUGGGGGUCAUCAAUGUCAUGUGGUUACUGGGUGGGUAUGUAUGUGGCACAUAUCCUGCCUUUCUGGAGGGCUAUUCAUUCAUGUUCAACAACAACAUGUGA